Molecule: messenger RNA, 2794 nt
Organism: Amphiprion ocellaris (clown anemonefish)
Lineage: Eukaryota; Metazoa; Chordata; Actinopteri; Pomacentridae
Gene: galnt18b
Product: UDP-N-acetyl-alpha-D-galactosamine:polypeptide N-acetylgalactosaminyltransferase 18b
Exons: 11
Coding region: 408-2237 (609 amino acids)
Cellular component (GO): Golgi apparatus
Source: RefSeq, a predicted model, not a curated record
UUUCACAGUGAAUCAGUGCGCAGCGGGGACGCGUGCAGCGGGGAGGCUGUCAGUCCUCUCCAUCCCUCCCAUUGGCUGCAGCAGGAUGCUCCGCGUCUCUCCUGUUUCCUUAAUCCUCAAAUGCAACUGGAGCUGACGGAGGUUCACAAUGGAGCGACAGAGGGAACCUUCACCUGUAGAUAUUUGACACUAACCUGACACAGUCCUGAAAAUAAAACUCACGGCUCUUGCCAAGUGAAUGCUUUGCGCGUUGGAUAUCGCAUUGCUGCGCAGUCGCUGGGAAUAACUUCGGUAUUUUAGGGUUGAUUUCUUUUCUUUCUUCUCUCCUUUUUUUUGUUGUUGCGGUUGACUGUCGCCCUGUGCUCCGGUUGAACGGGAUACUGCAGCCUGUAUGGAGGGAUGUCGGCAUGGCUUGCACCAGGAGAACCAAAACUUUGGUGUCCACAUGCGUGAUCCUGAGCGGCAUGACCAACAUUGUUUGCCUGCUCUAUGUCGGAUGGGUCACUAACUACAUCGCCAACAUUUACAUCAAGGUCCCGAUGCCUUUACCGGAGAGAAAGUUAGAGGGGGACAAAAGAGGAGACACUCUCCGGAUCAUGGAGAGGCUCGAUCGGCUGGAGAAUGUGGUCAACCAGCACAUACAAGAGACACCGGGGAGAGGAGACGACAGUCAGCCGGACACAUCAUUCUCUGACUCGUCGCUGUUUGCUCACUGGGGUCAGGAGCUCGGUCCAGACAACCGGCGGGUGGCACUGAAGAUGUUCCAGUACUACGGAUAUAAUGCCUACCUCAGCGAUCGUCUCUCUUUAGAAAGGCCAAUACCAGACCUCAGGCCUGACGGGUGCAAAAACGUUACUUAUCCUUUGAACCUCCCACAAAUGAGCAUUGUGUUCAUUUUUGUGAACGAAGCCUUGUCCGUCAUCCAGCGGUCCAUUCGCUCUGCCAUCAACAGGACGCCGUCCCACCUUCUCAAAGAGAUCAUCCUGGUGGACGACAACAGCAAUAACAAUGAGCUGAAGGAGAAGCUGCAGGAUUUUGUGUCUGAGACUAACAGCCAGCGUCCAGGAUUCAUUAAGAUGGUGCGGCACGCCAAGCAGGAGGGAUUGAUCCGGUCCAGAGUGAGUGGGUGGAGAGCGGCCACUGCCCCAGUUGUUGCCCUGUUUGAUGCCCACGUUGAGUUCAAUGUCGGCUGGGCUGAACCCGUUCUGGAGAGAAUUAAAGAAGACAGAACCCGCAUAAUCUCCCCAUCAUUUGAUAACAUCAAAUAUGACACGUUCGAGAUAGAGGAGUAUCCGCUGUCCGCCCAGGGCUUCGACUGGGAGCUGUGGUGUCGCUACCUCAACCCACCCAAGUUGUGGUGGCACAAGGGCAACAAGAGUGCACCGAUCCAGAGCCCGGCCCUGAUUGGCUGCUUUGUGGUGGACCGGCUGUACUUUGAGGAGAUUGGUCUGCUGGAUGAAGGGAUGGAGGUGUACGGGGGAGAGAAUGUGGAGCUGGGCAUCAGGGUGUGGCAGUGCGGAGGCAGUGUGGAGGUCCUGCCUUGCGCUCGCAUCGCUCACAUAGAGCGCGCUCAUAAACCCUACACUGAGGAUCUGACGUCUCACGUGCGACGAAACGCCCUCAGAGUUGCAGAGGUUUGGAUGGAUGAAUUUAAAAGUCACGUCUACAUGGCAUGGAAUAUCCCUCUGGAGGACUCGGGGAUUGAUAUCGGCGAUAUCUCUGAGAGGAAGGCUCUGAGGAAGAGGCUGCAGUGCAAAACUUUCCGGUGGUACUUAGUCAACAUCUACCCUGAGAUGAGGAUGUACAGCGACACCAUCGCAUAUGGAGUAUUGAAAAACUCCCUGAAGAAUGAUCUGUGUCUGGACCAGGGGCCGGAUAACGACAACGUCCCCAUCCUGUAUCUCUGCCAUGGGAUGACACCGCAGAACGUGUAUUACACCAGCACGCAGCAGCUCCACAUCGGGCUCCUCAGUCCCACCAUCGACGACGACGACAACAAGUGCCUGGUGGAUGUGAACAGCAGGCCACGCCUCAUUGAGUGCAGCUACGCCGCAGCCAAACGCAUGAAGCUUCACUGGCUCUUCACUCAGGGAGGAUCCAUUCAAAACAGGAAAUCAAAGAGAUGCCUAGAGCUUGCAGUGAGCAGUGACAAUGAGUUUGGCUACAAACUGGCUCUGCAGAAAUGCACUGGACAGAAAUGGUUCAUCACAAAUGUGCUGUUUAGCAGCUCCCUAUGAUCGACUGCUGAAGGAUACACUGGAGUGAAUAGCAACUGGACUGGACGUUGUUUCUUUUGUGUGCACGUGUAUGCGAGUGUGUGUGUGUGUGAAAGAAUAAGAGGCAGGUGAACGGUGCACGGUGGAACAAGUUCAUUUUGAGCACCACGAUGUCCUCUGAUGAGCAGUCGACAUCACAUCAUAAAUGUUAAACAUUUUAUUUUGCCUACAGGAUCAGCCAUAGCUGGCGCAUAUUUUGCAGAUUUGACAAGGUCGUAUAUUUAGUAUAUUUUGUGGUAAAUACAGUACAGUCAGAUUUUUGUUGACUUAAAAGAUGUGAUGGGUCCAAUAUGUUUUUGUACUUUGUUCAUAUUUGCUACUGUGUAGCAAGCUUUCUGAAUCAGUCCCUGCUGUAAUUAUUAUUAUUAUUUUAGUGUCUCAGGUUUGUAGGUUUAUUAUGCGAUUCAGCUGUACAAUUGUGGGAAAUGUUGAACUAAAGCAGAAAAUGAUAUUUUCUAAAUGUAAAUAUUUUGAAUAUUUGUAAUAUAUAACAGUAAAAUAACAAUGAUGUAAACUAU